Messenger RNA from Conger conger (European conger), 1211 nucleotides. RefSeq names its product GID complex subunit 8 homolog b (S. cerevisiae) (gene gid8b). The transcript has 5 exons. Gene Ontology annotation, biological process: positive regulation of canonical Wnt signaling pathway; proteasome-mediated ubiquitin-dependent protein catabolic process. The record is from RefSeq and is a predicted model, not a curated record. Bases 111 to 797 code for a protein of 228 amino acids. Gene Ontology annotation, cellular component: cytoplasm; nucleus. Lineage: Eukaryota; Metazoa; Chordata; Actinopteri; Anguilliformes; Congridae. Gene Ontology annotation, molecular function: protein binding.
GGUGAAAUGUCGUUCGGUUCUGAAAAGAUCUCUCGCGAGAUUUUCCCUAGUGCGGCCCUGUACUGAUAGAUGCUGUAGAAGAAAGCCAAGUAUUUUUCAGACUAUUCAUUAUGAGUUAUGCUGAAAAGCCGGAGGACAUCACGAAAGAUGAGUGGAUGGACAAGCUCAAUAAUGUGCACAUACAGAGAGCUGACAUGAACCGACUCAUCAUGAAUUAUCUGGUGACAGAAGGUUUUAAAGAAGCUGCAGAAAAAUUCAGAAUGGAAUCGGGAAUUGAGCCCAGUGUGGACCUUGACUCGCUGGACGAGAGAAUAAAGAUCCGGGAGAUGAUUCUUAAAGGGCAGAUUCAGGAGGCUAUUGCCCUAAUCAACAGCCUUCACCCAGAACUGCUGGAUACAAAUCGCUAUCUUUACUUCCAUCUGCAGCAGCAGCACCUAAUCGAGCUGAUCCGACUGCGGGAGACGGAAGCGGCUCUAGAGUUUGCACAGACACAGCUGGCUGAGCAGGGGGAGGAAAGCCGAGAAUGCCUGACCGAGAUGGAGCGCACGCUGGCACUGCUGGCCUUCGACAACCCUGAAGAAUCGCCCUUCGGAGACCUGCUCAACAUGAUGCAGAGACAGAAGGUGUGGAGUGAGGUGAACCAGGCUGUGCUAGAUUAUGAAAACCGAGAGUCUACACCGAAACUUGCAAAACUGCUUAAACUAUUACUGUGGGCUCAAAAUGAACUUGACCAGAAGAAAGUCAAGUACCCCAAAAUGACUGACCUCAGCAAGGGAACAAUUGAGGAUCCAAAAUGAACUGAAGACUGGUACAAGUGCGCUGUGGGGACAACCAUAAGGACACAUUACUUCCUAUUUAUAAUCAGUCAGGGACUGAACCAUAUAUAUAUACAGUACAUAUGUUUUGUUGCUUAAGAGAGAUUUUAAUUCCUUUGUUGUGUAAAAUUGUAGGCAUAUGGUUGCAUUUUAAGUGAAGACAUGUAGAUGUUCCAAAAUGUAAACCUUGAUAUGGAAUAUGAUAUUUCAGAUAUGUAUGUUUUACUACUAAGCAACUGUUUAUUAUAUUUAUAGAUCAAUUAAUAGUAACUUCACUUUUUGUAUUAUAAUUGUUUUGCAGUGUAAUUUAGCCACCAAAUUCAUGUCAGCUGGAAUUGGAUAAGGAUGAAGAUAUGCAAAAACACUAAAUUAUACCCUGUGGUAAGGGAUACUACA